Dracunculus medinensis (Guinea worm) is the source of this 2973-nucleotide messenger RNA. NCBI's taxonomy places the organism in Eukaryota, Metazoa, Nematoda, Chromadorea, Rhabditida, Dracunculidae. The record is from the annotation of a GenBank genome assembly.
AUGGCUGAUUUAAUCGAGGCGUUUGAAGCAACUAUUAUGAAUGCAAUGGAUUUAUAUCCAAGCAUGUUUGAUUGCGUAAAAUAUUUUUUUCCAAAUCGAUCUCUCAAAGAUUUACUAAUGGAAUUAGUUGAAUCGAAUGAAUUAAAUCGAAAAAUAGCUAAGGAAUUCGCUGAUCGAUUUUUUGUAAAAGUUUUAUUGACUACACGAACUGCAUUAUCGGCUUUUGCUCUUGAAAAUGGAAUUUUCGUCGAUAUUGUUUCACCAAAUGAAUGGGAACCUUUCGUGUAUUGUAAUGGUUCAUUGUUGAAGAAAACAGUCAUUGAUUGUUUGGUAUUAUUGCAUUUGGCAUAUGAAGCAAGAUCUGUUCCAAAUUUGAUAUCAGCGCAUAACUUAGAUCAAAUUGAAGUUCUUCGUUCUGCAGCCGCAAUGCUUAUUGGAACGAUUGAUUUUAAACAGUUUGGCUUUUUAUUGCCUGAAAUCAUCCAUGAAACUUAUGGAGUGCCCUUUCCUCGCAAACAAGAUAUGAAAGAUUGUAUCAAUCGGCGAAAGGAUUGCUUUAUCGUUGAAAAUAAUAAUGCUUUAAACGAGGUAAAUAUGGAGGUAAAUUCUGAAUCGGCUGAAUUCAUUAAUGCUUGUGAUCAUUUAUUUUUAAGGUUAAGCAAUAAUGACUGUGAUAUUCAAGAGAUACAACGUAGCUUCGAACCUUUGGUUAAUUUAUUAAAAGUUGACGAUCUACACUUAGUCGACAGUUAUUUGCGACUUUUAUGCAAAUUUUUUAUGAAUUCACAGGACUUGAAUAAAGUAAUGCGAGAUUUUUUCACGUGGUGCAUCGAAAAAUAUAAUUGUCUUCCCGAAUAUAGUGAGAAAUAUAUGAAUUAUGCAAACGAAUUAUCAAUCACGAUCAAUAAAUUAAGUAAUUGGGCUCAUUCUGAUGAAAAAUCUGAAGCGAUUUUUUAUUCUAUUUAUAAAGAGAUUGCCAGUUUUGUUUUCAUUUCACCUAAGAAAACUCUAUGGAUAUUACUUUCUCAGUGUCUUGAAAAUCAAACUAUUGUUCCAAAAACAAUCAAGCUUUUUCGCUUAUUACCUUCUUUAUUGGAAUUAAAUGUGAAAGACCCUACAUCAGAUCAUGAUGUACGUAUUCCUAUCGUUCUAUUUGCAUUGAGAAAAUUACUUGGAGCUGUGGAAGAAAUUCUGGAAGAUAAGGAACGAGAUGUUGGCUCAAAUUAUGUUUAUUUAGCUUCUGCAUUAUCGCGUAUACACUAUAAGACAUCAAAGAAUAGCACCGAUUCAAAUGAAUCAAUUAUAAAUAAACCUGUGCUUCAUCAAGCCAUUGUCAGUGGCAAUGAUAUUUUUUUCUAUUUGGUACUUCCUGAACUUUUCACUAGUAAACAUAUGUGCUAUAUGCUUACGCUGAUUCUUCGAAUGUUGUCCUUUUCUACUUAUCAACGUACUUCUCUCAUUUGGUCGAGUCACAUAAAAGAAAAUGAUGAUAAGCAAAUAUCUGCACCGGGUUUGUUGCUAUUAUUAGCUGAUAUGAAUGGAGCAAAGCAAAGUUCCGAACAAAUCAGUUCAUUAUGUUUUGCAUGUCUUAAGGCUCUAGCUAUAAGAUUGAGAGAAGAUAAAAUCGUUCUGGAUGAGGAAAUAUGUGGUUUUAUUUUGAAAAAACUCAAUAAUUUUUACUGGUCCGUUAAAUAUGCUAUUGUUUCAUGGUUUUUUGAUAUACUGCAGUCGCCAAAACGCGAAGUUCCUACUGGUAUAUUUCUAUCACUUUCACCUAAAUGUCAAAAAAACUUUGUUCAAAUUAUUGUUGAUUUUGACUUUUCUCCAACAACAUGCUUCUUACAAUCAAUUUUUGAGCUAGCAUUUGUUGAUAGUCAGCUAGCUCUCGAGCUAAUUGAUCAAGGAUUUUCAAUUACUCCAUUAAGAAACAAUUUGGGCGUAAAAAUGGCUCAAGCAGUUGUUGAUGCAAUGCCUGAUGAAAUCGCUAGUGAUAAAGUGAUUGCUGUUUUGGAUAUAAUAAAAGCUUUAGUUGAUUUAUUCGAUCCACCAAGAGAUUCCAUGUCUCAUAUUGAAUUUUCCGAGAGCUCAUUUUAUGGCCUUCGUCUUAUUGAACCAUUACUAAUCUUCGGCGAUGCGAGUUUAUAUAGCGCUGAACAAGAGUUUUUCAGUGAUGUUCGUCCAAUUCCUGAAAAAGUUAUUGUAAAUCGUUACGCUAGGGUCAGUGUUCAAGCUGCUCAACUAUUCUGUUAUUCAUGCAUUAUAAGUCAGCAUGUGAAAGGAGUGCCUAAAGAUUUGCAACUGCUCCUUUUAACAUUGAUUGAUCAUCAUAAUGAAUUGCGAAAUAUGGUUGCUGGUCCCAUUCUUGAUUUUAUGGAGACCAAUUCUCGAGCCGGUAAGGUCGUGCAUGCAUAUUGUAAUGUGGAAAGUAAUAUUGAAAAAACUGAAUUGCCCGAAAAGAAUGCAAAAAUAGUCAAAAUUGGUGAAAAAGAGACGAAAAGCAAUUCGCGAACAGCUGAAGGUUCAGAAUCGGAAAACCAGUCCCAAAUAACUUUGAAUUCAAAUUCUCACAAUCGUAGUCGUAAUAAACGUCGAAAAAAAGAAAAAAAUUCUGAAAAAGAUACAAGUGAAGAAAGCAACCUCACAUCCGCUGCAAAUCGUCUGUUUCAGUUAAAUAUGGUUGACGGCAAUCCACGGUUCGGCGAUCGUUUUGGUCGUAAAAUUGUUAAUUCACCUAUAGAAAAGAAAAAUAAUGCAUAUUCACUUUUUCAGGCAGGUGCAUCGCAAGUUCCUGAUCAGGUCGUUCGCACAGUUAUUGAUCGGAAAUUAAAUGAUAAGAACUUUAUUCCACUUAAUCAAGAACUUGAACGAAGUGAUUCUGAUCGACAAAAAACGGAGAAUAUUCGAGUAAAUAAAAGAUCAAAAAAGAAUAAUCGGUUUGUGCUCCAUUCAAAACCUAAACAAGAUUCAGUUUAA